GAGCGAGCUCGGGAAACAUUGCUACCUCGCUGAGCGGUGUGUCAACAAACCACCACCUCAUCCCCUCUUGGGCUGCCGCACAACUGGGAAUCCCGACACCAUGCUCGCCACCACUCUCACCUCCGCCGUCCUCUUCGCGGCUACUGCUUUAGCCGCCGUCCCAUCAGCCAAAGUGGUAAUUGAGACCAGCCACGGCGGCGCGGGAACCGACCUAACCAACACCACCAUCUCCAUCCCCCUCAACACCGUCUACCACAACAGCACCGCGCUCGACCAAGUCUCCACCCUGUACCUGACCGGCACCUCUCUCACCCCCUUCGACAGCGUCAUCUGCACCCCCUGGUCGCAAACCGACGGCUCCGGCACCAGCGGCCUUCCCUUCAACAGCUCCGCGCCCAGCUACGUCUCCACAAACGACGUCGUGGUGCGCUCCAUCGUGUGCAUCUCGACUUCCGUCGCCACCAGCCCGGGUGGCCCGGGCGGCGCGGGCGGCUCCUCCAUGACCGCCGCCUCCUCCACUACCCUCGUCACCCACACCGGCACCGGUUCCACGCAGACCGCCGCCUCCACCCUCACAACCGCCACGCCCGCGAGCGCCACUUCCGCCUCCAAUCCUUCGGCCUCCCAGAGUGCCGGUAAUGCGGCAAGUGGCCUGUAUCUUUCCGGCGAAUUCUUUGGCGGCUUGGCUCUGGCUGGCUUUGGCGUGGCAUUUGCACUCUGAGCUAGGGUAGCUUGGUUUAUGCUUUAUUUACCUUUGAGACUGGCGAUGCGAGAGCUCUUGAGCUUGUGUGGACAUUUACGCGAGACGUGGUGCCGCCAGGUGCUUUUGAGAAGCACGCUUUCUAAUUUCAAUGCCAGACCAAAUCAAAUUUGAUCCUUUACCGACGUGCAAGUUUGCACGUCACUGACACAAA
This is a messenger RNA of Neohortaea acidophila, 914 nucleotides long. RefSeq lists its product as uncharacterized. The record is from RefSeq and is a predicted model, not a curated record. The transcript has a single exon. Lineage: Eukaryota; Fungi; Ascomycota; Dothideomycetes; Mycosphaerellales; Teratosphaeriaceae. Bases 101 to 721 code for a protein of 206 amino acids.